Messenger RNA from Dissoconium aciculare CBS 342.82, 486 nucleotides. RefSeq lists its product as uncharacterized. The annotation marks the transcript as partial. Lineage: Eukaryota; Fungi; Ascomycota; Dothideomycetes; Mycosphaerellales; Dissoconiaceae. The record is from RefSeq and is a predicted model, not a curated record. The transcript has a single exon.
AUGAAGAUAAUCCUCACUGGCUCCACCGGCUUCAUCGGCGCCGAAAUAUUGACGCAAUGCAUUGCCCAUUCCUUCAUCACCCAUAUCUACGUUCUCACCCGACGACCACUCGACACACAAUUCUCGCACAAGAAAGUCACGCAACUCCUUCACGAGGAUUUUGAGAAGUACCCUGAAGUGCUGCUCGAUCGCCUGCGUGAUGAAGGCGUGCAGGCUUGCAUUUGGGCGCUCGGAGGUAAACCUGAGGCCUUCAAGGAUAUCGAUGAGGCGCGCGCGGUCGGCAUCAGUUAUCCCAUCUGUGCGGCCGAGGCCUUUGCGAAACAUCUCGCGCCUGCACUGAAGCCAUAUAAGGGCUAUCCGGAGAAACUUGGACCGGCGGUCGGUGAAGCUGGUUUCCCUUUUCGGUUUGUAUUCAUCUCAGCAUGGGGUGCUGAGCAUGAUCAAUUCCGGAAACUCUGGAUGUCCAAUGACACGAGGAAGAUUAAA